Molecule: messenger RNA, 1666 nt
Organism: Eleginops maclovinus (Patagonian blennie)
Lineage: Eukaryota; Metazoa; Chordata; Actinopteri; Perciformes; Eleginopidae
Product: RING-HC_RNF170 domain-containing protein
Exons: 7
Coding region: 500-1264 (254 amino acids)
Molecular function (GO): ubiquitin protein ligase activity
Source: RefSeq, a predicted model, not a curated record
GUUUUAGCUUCAUUUAAUCACUUACACAAGGUUAACAUGUAAGACAGCAACAUUGAACAAAUAUCUCAUAGUCAAUUGGAUUAACUCUAAAUACGGCAAGGGUCGACUACACUAAAGGACAGUGUUGUCUGUGUCCCUUUAACUUUAGAUUUAUUAGCCUGCAGUACCAGCUCUUAUCGUUACUAUGCCGGUGGGCUGACACUGUUGCUACGGAGACUUUAAUUAAAUAACGACUGCAACUGAAGCUGGUUGCAGUUAAAACGAUGUUGCUUAGCGACGAAAAAAGACUAUCUGCUCUCGUUUAUAUUUUGUCUGCUUUUCUCUCAGUGUGUAAAGAGUGUUUUCGCUGACCCCCCCCCCACUACCUACAAACAGUGAUGCUGCCAGGCAGCACUUCACUUCCUUCCAGGAGACAGUGACGACCUGUCAGCUGCUGUUUCUAGCUCAACCAUGCACCCUUACCGCAGCUCUCAAUCCAGGCGCCUGUAUCACUGUCGCCAUGUUGUGUCACGUUGCAGUCUGGACCGUCUCUCCUCUGAAGGCUCCGGCGGGUCAUGGCCACCUCAUGACAUCCAAUUCUCUGCUGUGCACACCCGAGCAGCCAGCGUUACAGUUGAUGUGCCGCCAUAUGGAAUCUGCACAGUCAUGUCCAUCCAUUAACAGAGACUCGCAUUGUCCGGUGUGUUUGCAGACGGCCAGCUUCCCAGUCCAGACAAACUGUGGCCAUUUGUUCUGUGCUCCCUGUCUGAUCGCCUAUUGGAGACAUGGGUCCUGGUUGGAUGCAAUAAGCUGCCCUCUCUGCAGACAGAAGGUCAACGUGCUCUGUAAUCUAUUUAACGAGAGUCGAUCAGACAGUCAGUCAAAGGAAGUUCUUGGGGAAAUCACAGACUACAACAAACGCUACUCUGGAGCCCCAAGAAGGGUAACAGACUACCUGUGUGACGCACCUCUCCUCCUGCAUUUGCUGACCAGAAGCCUGGGCACCAUGGGAGGACUGGUGUGGUUGUUUUUCUUCAGGGUGGCUCUGUGCUGUGUGGGGACUUUGGUGUCCAUCUCCUACCCACCUCUGGACUCCGUGUCCUCCUCCUCAGCAAAUCCUCUGGAAACAGACCCCUCCCUGUGUGGACUGCUGGGGGUCCUCGAUGACCUGGUGGUGGUCAUCCUGCUGCUUAUCUGCGUUAUCAACAUCAACCAGCAAAUGGCGCCAGAGAGAGGAGGACACUCUGCUACAAGCUCACAAGGAGUAAUGGGGAGUCCACUGUAGACAGAUGCUGCUGGACUCUCAUUGGAUUUCUUCCUUCUGUAUUUCUCUGGAUUGAUAAAUCGAGGCAAGAAUAUUGACAAUAGCCCAGCGUGCAACAGUCGUGGACUCGGCUGAUUGUAAAGUGUUUACAGAGCCUAUGCAAGACCUAAGCCUUGAACUAAUUAAUCAAUAUUAAAUAAGCAAUAUUUAGCAAUUUGAUCUUUUAUUUUAGUCAUAUUCUCAUUCAUCUAACUGUGGAACAUUGUUGUCUUUGUUUUACAAUUAAGCUCAAGAUUCGCUCUAAUGUCAGUUCUUAAAUAUAAUGACAUGUAAAUACUUAAUAUUGUGAGGUUUCUUUUGAGUGUAAAUGAAGAAUAUUUAUGUGUUUUUUUAAACAAAUUAAACACUACACAUGAUUAUUCA